GUGAGGGGGGGGGGGGAUGGAGGGAGAAGCAGAAGGAGAAGAGGACGGCAUGAAAGAAAGACUCCUCUGCUCCAUUACUAUCCACUUCUUGGAUUUUGGCAAUUUUAUAUAUAACUCUAGCAAUCGAUCCAAAUUUGGUCAAGGGCUUUAACGAGGGCUGUAUGUGAUUGGCAGAUAGACUGAUUGCCAGCUGUUGGAUUUGCCGAUCUGAAUUCCACCAGGUGGCCGAGGGAAGGAUGGCUGUGGAGAAUUUUACUGAACUGCUUCAUAAACUGAAAGAGGUGCAUGAGCAGGAGCUGGAAGGUUUGCAGCAGAAGGUGCUCGAGCUGACCAAUAAGAAAAACUGUGAUGCAAAGAGACUGGAAGAGCUGUAUAACAGGAACCAGCAGCUGCGAGAACAACACAAGAUGCUCACAGAAAACAUAAAACAGCUAGAAAACAUGUUACGAGCUGGGUUGUGUGACAGGUGUACAGUCACUCAGGAGAUGGCUAAGAAAAGACAGCAGGAGUAUGAAAACUCCCAACUCCAAAGUUUGCAGCACAUAUCCAUCCUAAUGGGUGAGAUCAACGCACUGGUGAAAGAGAACGAAAGACUGAAAGAGGAGGUGAAGAGUCUACGAGAUCGAGUAGAGCAGCAGAAUGGUCACUCAGACCGAGGAGGGACUCCUGAUGUUAAGCACUCUCCUGACCCUAUAGCCACUUCUUUGGCUAUGGCCACCUCUAUUCCGAAGAAUGAUCAACUGGCACCAGGGGGCACCACUAAACCAACGGCCAUUGUGAAGAGUGACACUAGACCCAGGCAAAGCACAGAUACUGCAGAUGAUAGACAGGAGACAUCAGACAAAGAGUCAGAGCACAAACGGUCACAAGGGUGGAGUUUAACACAUCUUUUUGAGUCAAGUAGGCAGCCGACUUUUGCAGCAAACCAAGCAACAUGGAAAGAGAGGAGAGCAGUUAGCAUGGACUCUCCGGAGACUCGUCCAUCAGCCACCUCACCUUCCAUCCCUACUAACCUCCGCCUUCUGAAGAACAGCCCCCUGUUCUCAACCAGGCGUUCUGAGGACCGUUCUUCCCUUGUGUCUAUCCCAUUGCGGCCCCAUCCAGUCAAAACAACCCCAUCCAACCUUCCCUGGCCCCUGCCUGAACGAUCAGAUUGGGUGGUAAACACUGGCGCCAGUGGUGGCUUGCUGCUCAGUCCAAACCUGAAGCAUGACUCUAGCUCUCCAGUACUUCGCUUUUCAAGCCUGGUUCCACCAGGCGUCGAGUCCCACCUACCAUCUCUAAGCCCUGCCCACCCACGACCCAUCUGCCCGCGCCCAAGAAGCCUGUUUGAGCCGGCAGAAACCAAAGAAAAGAAAACACCUCUGAGCUCCUGGACAAGCUCACAGCAUGAGAGGAUCUUCGGUGAAAAUCUUCGAGAAGGAGACGAAGAGGCACCUUUGGAUCUGUCCCAUGCCUCCGCCCCCAAAAUCAAACAAGCAGAGGUGGACUUGGCAUCAUCUUCAUCUUCGUCACCUCCGGCUCCACUCUCCUCGCCGUCUUCAGCUCAGUACGGCUCCAGUCCUCAGAGUGAUCCACAAACAGGGGACACAAAACCCCAGAGAGAACAGACAGAAGAACCACAAAAGGAAAUGGGAGACGAGGGAAACGAGAAGAAUGAGAACGUAGACACAGAAAAUCUAAAAGUACCCACUCUGACCAUUUCACUUCGUCCAGUUGUAGUCCUGGAGUCAUUAAAAUCAACAGGACAGGGCAAGGAGGAAGACAGCAGCCUGCAAGACCAGGAUGAAAAAGAGGUCAGCAAACUGACCACAGUGAGGAAGAGACCAAGCCAAACUCCUGAAGCCUUUCCGCGGCGCCCGCUAAAAGAAAAGAAAAUGAGGACAACGCUACUGCCACAGGGGACCAACCUCGGAGACUCGGAGCAAGGCUGAACUCUGACAUGUACAUGUACUGUGACAUGUACAAGACGGCCUACGAGAGUCCUAUCACGUGUCGUGUUGCAUCUGUUGCACUGAUGACCUGAUGUUCUUCUGAAUUCCUGUCAAGAAAAGAAAAGAAGCCUUCAUCAUUGCACUAUAGCAACAUGCAGAUCAGAAUUCACACAGGAAAGACAAAUAAAACACGUCUAACCUUAGCACUUGUUUCUCAA
Messenger RNA from Hemibagrus wyckioides, 2152 nucleotides. RefSeq names its product retinoblastoma binding protein 8-like (gene rbbp8nl). Gene Ontology annotation, biological process: double-strand break repair via homologous recombination; DNA double-strand break processing involved in repair via single-strand annealing. NCBI's taxonomy places the organism in Eukaryota, Metazoa, Chordata, Actinopteri, Siluriformes, Bagridae. Bases 237 to 1934 code for a protein of 565 amino acids. Gene Ontology annotation, molecular function: Y-form DNA binding; damaged DNA binding; flap-structured DNA binding. The transcript is spliced from 15 exons. The record is from RefSeq and is a predicted model, not a curated record. Gene Ontology annotation, cellular component: site of double-strand break.